Schizosaccharomyces osmophilus is the source of this 579-nucleotide messenger RNA. Its product is annotated as peroxisomal protein Pex11-like protein. The transcript has a single exon. NCBI's taxonomy places the organism in Eukaryota, Fungi, Ascomycota, Schizosaccharomycetes, Schizosaccharomycetales, Schizosaccharomycetaceae. The record is from RefSeq and is a predicted model, not a curated record. The coding region runs from base 1 to 579 and encodes 192 amino acids.
AUGUCUUGUACUGAUACAGUGAACUAUAUGCUACAGCAUCCUACGGGUAUAGAUAAAAUCGCUGCGUUAAUAGUAAACGUUGCUCGUUUAAAUCCCCUUGCUGGUAAGGCAAACAGCGAACUGGUUUCCAUGUUGAACGAGUUCCGGUGUAUUUUACGUCUACCUGGAUUGUACAAGCUUCUCGUAAACUUUGACCGUAGGGAUUCGCUAGAAUCCCAUUUGAGCACCGCGAUCAAUGUGUGCUAUUAUCUCACAGAGGGGCUUGCAUUUUUGGGAAACAAGCAAAUUAUUUCUAUGUCCAAAUCGAGGGAAGAUCAAUUAUCGCUUAUCUCUUGCCGCUGCUGGCUACUCGAUACCCUGCUAACUAUUUAUCAAUUAUUCAAAAAGGUACGCAGUACUCACGAUAAACAAGAUCAAUGGGACUUAGCUGCGAAUGCUCUUAGCCUUCCCUUGUGCAUUCACUGGUCUAUAGGCAGUGGGCUUGGACUUAGCAAACAGCAAAUAGGUGCCUUGGGACUUUUUAGUACUGUAGUUCAAGUACGAAAAUUACUUCGAGCUUUGCAUGAAAAGAAACAAUAA